AUGGCAGUGUGGAUGGAGGUGGAAGAGGGCAUAAAGGGGAUGAAUGGCGAUGGAAAAAAUAAAAUGAAUGUGUCUUACUUUGCCCUGCUAGUGUUCCAGCUACCGGGUCAAACGCGGGCCUUUCGUUGUUGUUGGUCUGGGAGGUCUCCCGAGAGCUCUCCUAGGACCGACCUCCUAGCGCUCAGUCCCUGGCCAGUCAACCCCAGUUUGAUGGCAGAAAAACGCAGGGACGGAGCGGGCCUCACAGUCCGGCUUCGGAUUGGGGCAAAUGGGGGGCGAAGGCGAAAGCGAAGCCUAGAAGUCGCUGUCCCCUCUUUGCGGCGACGUGUCGCCGUUCCCGUCGCGGGUCUGCGCGUUUUCGCAGCGCCGCGGAGGGAUGACAGGCAGCCCGGGAUUGCGGCUCCUCCGGGAGGGUCCGAGUGCGGUGGAGCCUGGAGCUUGCGGCGAACCGCUCUGUGCAGCCGGGACAGGGAGAGCAGAGGCAGUGACGUCACCCAAGGCGGGGCUCCGGUCCUAAAUAAAGUCGGUGGGACGCUAGCAGCCGCAGCGGCUGCCAAGCAGAGCCUCGCCAUGAGCAACAUCUCCGAGCUCCAUGUCCCGUGUAGCGCUGGCCAGCUGUUGCUGCAGCCCCUCUGGGACCGCCUGAGGACCCUGGAGUCCCUUACCCAAUCGCCCUUCUUCCCGGUCAUCUUCUCCAUCACCGUCUACGUGGUCUUCUGCCUGCCCUUCGUGGUCCUGGACUUCCUGUGCCCCUGGGUGCCCGCGCUGCGGCGCUACAAGAUCCAGCCCAACUUCUUGCCGACGGCGCGGCAGCUGCUGCCCUGCUUGGCGCAGACGCUCUACCAGCACCUGGUGUUCGUGUUCCCCCUGACACUGGUGUACUGGGCCGGCAGCCCGGCUCUCCUGCCCGCCGAACCCCCUGAGCUGCUGCAGCUGGUGUGCCACGUCGUGCUCUGCCUGCUGCUCUUCGAUGCCGAGUUCUUCGUGUGGCACCUGCUGCACCACAAAGUGCCCUGGCUGUACCGGACCUUCCACAAGAUGCACCACCAGAACUCGCCCUCGUUCGCGCUGGCCACGCAGUACAUGAGCGUCUGGGAGCUGUUUUCCUUGGGCUUCUUUGACAUGAUGAAUGUCACGGUGCUCCAGUGCCACCCGCUCACCAUCCUGGUCUUCCACGUGGUCAACAUCUGGCUGUCGGUGGAGGACCACUCCGGCUAUGACUUUCCCUGGUCCACGCACAGACUGGUACCUUUUGGGUGGUACGGGGGUGUGGCACACCACGACCUGCAUCACUCUCAGUUUAACUGCAACUUCGCCCCUUACUUCACACACUGGGACAGACUAUUGGGAACUCUGCGGCCCACUCACGCCAAGUAA
Molecule: messenger RNA, 1377 nt
Organism: Molossus molossus (Pallas's mastiff bat)
Lineage: Eukaryota; Metazoa; Chordata; Mammalia; Chiroptera; Molossidae
Gene: CH25H
Product: cholesterol 25-hydroxylase
Exons: 4
Coding region: 1-1377 (458 amino acids)
Biological process (GO): cholesterol metabolic process; sterol biosynthetic process
Molecular function (GO): steroid hydroxylase activity; iron ion binding; C-4 methylsterol oxidase activity
Source: RefSeq, a predicted model, not a curated record